This is a messenger RNA of Heteronotia binoei (common prickly gecko), 785 nucleotides long. RefSeq names its product translocase of outer mitochondrial membrane 5 (gene TOMM5). The coding region runs from base 244 to 399 and encodes 51 amino acids. Gene Ontology annotation, cellular component: mitochondrial outer membrane translocase complex. The record is from RefSeq and is a predicted model, not a curated record. Lineage: Eukaryota; Metazoa; Chordata; Lepidosauria; Squamata; Gekkonidae. The transcript has 2 exons.
GGAGUGGAAAGUCGCCUUCGGUUUUUGACCGGAAGUGUCAAUACGGACUCUGCUAGUACGGAACUCUAUAGAGUCAUUCCUCCCGCCUUCCUCUCUUUCUAGCUCUGGGUUAUCUGUCCACAGCGAGGACCCGUAGAGAGGCGGGGCGUCGAGGGAAAGUACCUCCCCCCGACAGCUCGUAGUUUCCUGCCGAACGUUGGGGACGUAGAAGGGUCUGCGGAGGAGCGGGAAGGAGACUCGAGGAUGUUCCGCAUCGAAGGGCUGGGACCGAAGCUGGACCCAGAGGAGCUGAAGCGGAAGAUGCGGGAGGACGUGCUCUCCUCGAUCCGCAACUUUCUCAUCUACGUGGCGGUGCUUCGCGUCACUCCCUACGUAUUAAAGAAGCUGGACAGCAUAUGAGAAGUGCUUCACAGAUAGCCUGGGAAUGGAGGACCAAGCUGCACUGCUGUUUGCAAGUUUUGCCAAACUGGUCAAAACAUUUCUUACGAUGAUUGUGAAACUGGUGAAUGCCAGAAAAGAAUGUUAUCCUUUCCCCCGCAUCAGACUUUGGAGCAUGCCUUUGUUCUCUCCAUGUGUCAGAAUGAAGCUUCUUUAUGCUGGUAUCUGGUUUGAAGAUCUUAUCCACCCUGAUGUGGAGAGCAAUGCUAAACAGAGUGCUUUGGAAUACAGCUACCUCUGAGCUGUCACAGUGAUGCUGUUGUCACUUGACUGUCCUAAGACGUGUCUCGUGAAGGCUUGUGCAAUAUUUGAAUGGUUGAAAUAAAAUGGAUUUGUCUGUGCUGAAA